Messenger RNA from Galeopterus variegatus (Sunda flying lemur), 2635 nucleotides. It is a transcript of the gene TLE4, whose product is annotated as transducin-like enhancer of split 4. The transcript has 19 exons. The record is from RefSeq and is a predicted model, not a curated record. NCBI's taxonomy places the organism in Eukaryota, Metazoa, Chordata, Mammalia, Dermoptera, Cynocephalidae. Gene Ontology annotation, cellular component: transcription regulator complex; nucleus. Gene Ontology annotation, molecular function: protein binding; transcription corepressor activity. The annotation marks the transcript as partial. Gene Ontology annotation, biological process: negative regulation of canonical Wnt signaling pathway; regulation of DNA-templated transcription.
GCACCGCAUCAGCCUGCUCAACCCUUUAAAUUUACAAUUUCCGAAUCCUGUGAUCGGAUUAAGGAAGAGUUUCAGUUUUUGCAGGCUCAAUACCACAGUCUGAAACUGGAAUGCGAGAAACUAGCCAGUGAGAAGACGGAGAUGCAGCGGCAUUAUGUCAUGUAUUAUGAAAUGUCCUAUGGGUUGAAUAUAGAAAUGCACAAGCAGGCAGAGAUUGUCAAGAGGCUGAAUGCUAUCUGUGCACAAGUCAUUCCUUUCCUGUCUCAGGAGCACCAGCAACAAGUGGUGCAGGCUGUGGAACGGGCCAAGCAGGUGACCAUGGCAGAACUGAACGCCAUCAUUGGGCAGCAACAACUCCAGGCCCAGCAUUUAUCACAUGGACAUGGUCUUCCGGUACCUCUGACUCCACACCCUUCAGGGCUUCAGCCCCCUGCCAUUCCACCCAUUGGAAGCAGUGCUGGUCUUCUGGCCCUAUCUAGUGCCCUGGGAGGUCAAUCCCACCUUCCAAUUAAAGACGAGAAGAAGCACCAUGACAAUGAUCACCAAAGAGACAGAGACUCCAUCAAGAGCUCUUCGGUAUCCCCAUCAGCCAGUUUCCGAGGUGCUGAGAAGCACAGAAAUUCCACAGACUACUCCUCUGAGAGCAAAAAGCAGAAAACUGAAGAAAAGGAAAUUGCAGCUCGUUACGAUAGUGAUGGCGAGAAGAGUGAUGACAACUUGGUGGUUGAUGUUUCCAAUGAGGAUCCAUCUUCCCCUCGAGGGAGCCCAGCACAUUCCCCGAGAGAGAAUGGCCUUGAUAAGACACGCCUGCUCAAGAAAGAUGCCCCAAUCAGCCCAGCCUCUAUUGCAUCUUCCAGCAGUACUCCUUCCUCCAAAUCCAAAGAACUUAGCCUUAAUGAAAAAUCUACUACUCCUGUUUCAAAGUCUAAUACCCCUACUCCACGAACUGAUGCGCCCACCCCAGGCAGUAACUCCACUCCCGGACUGAGGCCUGUACCUGGAAAACCACCAGGAGUUGACCCCUUGGCCUCGAGCCUAAGGACCCCAAUGGCAGUACCUUGUCCAUAUCCAACCCCAUUUGGGAUUGUGCCCCAUGCUGGGAUGAACGGCGAGCUGACCAGCCCUGGAGCCGCCUAUGCUGGGCUGCACAACAUCUCCCCACAAAUGAGUGCUGCCGCAGCUGCCGCCGCCGCAGCCGCCGCCUAUGGGAGGUCACCAGUGGUGGGAUUUGAUCCACAUCAUCACAUGCGCGUGCCAGCAAUACCUCCAAACCUGACAGGCAUUCCCGGAGGAAAACCAGCAUACUCCUUCCAUGUCAGUGCAGAUGGUCAGAUGCAGCCUGUCCCCUUCCCCCCUGACGCCCUCAUUGGACCUGGAAUUCCCAGACACGCUCGCCAGAUCAACACACUCAACCACGGGGAGGUGGUGUGUGCGGUGACCAUCAGCAACCCCACGAGACAUGUGUACACAGGUGGGAAGGGCUGCGUCAAGGUCUGGGACAUCAGCCACCCUGGCAAUAAGAGUCCUGUCUCUCAGCUUGACUGUCUGAACAGGGAUAACUACAUCCGUUCCUGCAGAUUGCUCCCUGAUGGUCGCACCCUAAUUGUUGGAGGGGAAGCCAGUACUUUGUCCAUUUGGGACCUGGCAGCUCCGACCCCGCGCAUCAAGGCAGAGCUGACAUCCUCAGCCCCCGCCUGCUACGCCCUGGCCAUCAGCCCUGAUUCCAAGGUCUGCUUCUCGUGUUGCAGCGACGGCAACAUUGCUGUGUGGGACCUACACAACCAGACGCUGGUGAGGCAAUUCCAGGGCCACACAGACGGAGCCAGCUGCAUUGACAUUUCUAAUGAUGGCACCAAGCUCUGGACAGGCGGUCUGGACAACACAGUCAGGUCCUGGGACCUGCGGGAAGGGCGGCAGCUGCAGCAACAUGACUUCACCUCACAGAUCUUUUCUUUGGGCUACUGCCCAACCGGAGAGUGGCUUGCAGUGGGGAUGGAGAACAGUAACGUGGAAGUGUUACAUGUCACCAAGCCAGACAAAUACCAGCUACAUCUUCACGAGAGCUGUGUGCUGUCGCUCAAGUUUGCCCACUGUGGCAAAUGGUUUGUAAGCACUGGAAAGGACAACCUUCUGAAUGCUUGGAGGACACCUUAUGGGGCCAGUAUAUUCCAGUCCAAAGAAUCCUCAUCGGUGCUUAGCUGUGACAUCUCUGUGGAUGACAAAUACAUUGUCACUGGUUCUGGGGAUAAGAAGGCCACAGUUUAUGAAGUUAUUUAUUAAGGACAAAUCUUCAUGCAAACUGGACUCCUUCUCCUUGUAGCACUUUGCUCCGUCAUCCUUUCUGUUCACCCCCUACCCCGCAUCUAAAACCAAGGAUUUCAAAUACUCAUUGCAGUCAUGGAGUUUAAUCCCCUUCCUUAACCCCAUUUCCUACUUGCUGUUGAAUUGUGAAUACUCAUUAAGAAUCUGUGAUACCAAAUCUUCAGCUAUCUACUUGGAAGAACAUGGCAUAAACAUACUUAACAGUGAACGGAAACUUUAAUUAUGUAUUAUAUCUGUAAUAUAUUUAUUUUGUUUAAAGAAGGCUUUCUAACAAUGACUGACUAAAUAAAGCUGUCUGCUCCUGCAUUGAUAA